This is a messenger RNA of Protopolystoma xenopodis, 271 nucleotides long. NCBI's taxonomy places the organism in Eukaryota, Metazoa, Platyhelminthes, Monogenea, Polystomatidea, Polystomatidae. The record is from the annotation of a GenBank genome assembly.
CUUCUCUCCUCCUCCUUCUUCUUCUUCUCUCCUCCUCCUCCUCCUCCUUCUCCUUUUCUCCUUGUCAUUCUCCUCGUUCUCCUUGUUCUCCUCCUUCUCUCCGCCACCUUCUCAUCCUUCUUUCCUUCUCUUUCUCCUCCUUCUUAACCUUCUCUUCACAACCUUCUCUCCUCUUUCUUCUCCUCCUUCUCCUUCUCUCCAUAUCGUUCUCCUCCUUCUCUUCCUUUUCGUUCUUCUCCUCCUUCACCUUCUCUUCCUUCACCUUUACUAG